This is a messenger RNA of Caenorhabditis angaria, 9731 nucleotides long. NCBI's taxonomy places the organism in Eukaryota, Metazoa, Nematoda, Chromadorea, Rhabditida, Rhabditidae. The record is from the annotation of a GenBank genome assembly.
AUGACAAUGGCUGAUGUUUACGAAUCGCCGGCUAGAGAAGUGAGUUUUUUAGGCGGGAUUUCAAAAAAAAAAUAAAAAUUUGGUUGGCAGCGGGGGUCGAACUCGCGAUGCGCGCUUCAAAAAUUUUAGCGACGCUAACCGCCUGAGCUACGCGCACACGUGAGAGGAUAGGGUGCGAUGAUUAAGUCACUCAUUUUCCAGCUGAUUUCUGAAAUUUCCAGCUGAAAGUGCACACCUACAGUAAUCCCGCCCCCCUCAUUGCCUUAAAAAUAAAUCGAAUAACAAAUGUGUUUUCUGAGAAAACGAAGAAAACACACAAAAAAUCAGCGGUUUUCCCCACUGAUUAUUAGUUUUUGGUGAAAAUAGAAAAAAAAAUAAUAAUAUUUACAUCAUUUUCUAUUUGUUUUUGCAUUUGAUUUUGUGUUUUUUUUUGUUGAAUCACACGAUUUUGACGCUAAAUUUGAACUUUCGCCGUCCAAAAACACUUUUGGGAUUUACUUUUUGUUUCGUCGUCAUUUUUUCCCAAAAAGACCUCAUUUUUCACAAAGUUUGUGACACUUUUUGGUUCUAAAAUUGAAAUUUUCGAAAAUUUUAAAAAAAAAGUCGAUAAUUUUUCUGAUGUUUUUUUGAUUGCCACGUCAAUCUAAACUGGUAUCAUCAAAAUUUAGUGAAUGCAAAAUAUUUUGUGAUAUUUUUGAAACAGCGAAUUUUUAAAACUCAGUUUAUAGAGACUAUCAAAAUUUUCUCAACCUAAAAAUAUUAUAUGAAAAUUUUGAAACAGUGAAUUUUCUGUCAUUUUCUCUUUCUCUAAUCCAGGUAAAAUAUCAAUACAUUCAAAAAUGAGUAUUUUGUAACCUGAUUCCCCCUUGCCUGCCCAGCAGAAAAUCGAAAACAACAUUUUAUUUUGAUGUUGUUUGGAUAGGUGGGCUCUUUUUGCUCUUUUUGCUCUUCUUCAGUGAAAUGAAGCAUGAAAAAACACAUAUUUUUUGAAACAAACAACUGUUUCGUAGUAUUUUCAUGUUUGAAGUUUAGAAAAUUUCACUGUUUCAAAAUUUUCAUGAACAAAAUUUUGAUUUUGGAAUUUUAUUUUUUUUUCAUAUACCGUAUUAAGCCAGAAAUUUCCACUGUUUCAAAAAUUCCAGAAAUAAUUUUUCAUUUUUUGAAAAAAGUGGAUACCUUCCCUAAUUCACCUAUGAAAAAGUUCACUGUUUCAAAAUUUUCAUGAAUAAUUUUUUUUUGAAAACUCAACAUAAUUAUGAAAAAUAUUCAUCGCUUCAUAAUUAUCAAAUCCAAAAUCAAAAUUUUUGAAUUUGAAAUAAUUCACUGUUUCAAAAUUUUGACGAAUAAUUUUUUAGUUUUGGAAUUUUGAUCGUUGGAUAUUUUAUAAUUUUACAAAAUUCACUGUUUCAAACAUUUUCAUGAACAAAAUUUUGAUUUUGGAAUUUGAUAUUCUAGCCAACAAACUUCGAAAAAAAUUUAUAAUGCCCUAAUUUUUAGCUAGGAAAUUUCACUGUUUCAGAAAUUCCAGAAACAAUUUUUCAUUUUUUUAAAAAGUUGAUACCUUCCCUAAUUCACCUAUGAAAAAGUUCACUGUUUCAAAAUUUUGACUAAUAAUUUUUUGCUUCGGAGGAUUUUGAUACUUGUUCCACACACAAAUAAAUAAAUUACCCCAAUUUUAAUUUACAAUUAUUUAUUUUUGUUAGGCCAGAAAUUUUCACUGUUUCAAAAUUUUUCAUGAAUAAUUUUUUUUUUGAAAACUCAACAUAAUUAUGAAAAAUAUUCAUCGCUUCAUAAUUAUCAAAUCCAAAAUCAAAAUUUUUCAAUUUUAAAUAAUUCACUGUUUCAAAAUUUCCAAAAGUAUAAUUUGUUCAUUGAAAAUCUUCAAUAUACCGAAACUUUCUGCCAAUAAUCUAGAUUUGUAGCUAGAAAAAUUCACUGUUUCAAAAAUUCCAUAAAUAAUUUUUCCUUUUUUGAAAAAUUUGAUUAUUUUUUGAUUUAUCGUUGCAAGAAAUUCACUGUUUCAAAAUUUUCGUAAAAUAAAAAUUCGAAUAUUUUUCAUAAUGUUGUUGUUCCUCUCUCUUAUUUUAAUAAUUCGCCAUUUCAAAAUUUUUUUUCUAAAUUCUUGGCGAAAUUUCACUAAUUAACACAUGAUUCAGAAAAGAAAAAAAAACUUUUUAAUUUUCAAUUUCAAACCUGUUUCUCCUCCUCAACGGAAAAUUUCGUAACCUAUUACAACAAAAAAUGUAUUUACCGCGCGCUGACGCAGAGACGAAGAGACGCAGAGAAAAACACACAUUUUCAAAACGCCGUGAUAAGAAGACAGUUCUUCUCUCUUUUCAAAAUAAUUUCAAUUGUCCUAUUGAUUUUUUGAACCAAAAAGAAAUUUUUUUUCUGAAAUAGAAAAAAAAAUGGAGAAAAGUGAUGAGGUGAGUUUUUUCUGGUGCCUGAAACCUGUUUUGCUCCCCGUUUUCAUUAUUUGCUCACUGUUCUCUGCGUCUCUCUAAAUUCUAUACUCUCUCUUUCGAUUCUCGAUUUUCGAGUUAGUGCAAUUUUCCUGUAUUUUAUUUUAUUUUAUUGAUUUUUUGUGAAGCGUGAACUAUUAUUUUUUUUUUUGAAAAAUCCAAAAAAAAAUAACUGAAAAAAAUAUUUUUUGAACAUUUCUGAUAGGAAAUGUAUUAGGAAUUGGUGGGUUUUUUGGGGAAAAAAAUUGAAAAAAAAAUUUUUUUGGAGGGAAAAGCUGACUCAUUGUUUUAUUUGUUCAAAGAGUGAUGUUUUCGAACUCCUCAAAAAUUUCUGAAAGAAAAUGUUUCUGAUUUAUCAUUUGGCGAAUUUUGAGUCAUUUUUGACUGUUUCAAAAGUUUUAAAAAUUUUGGAGAAAUUCAUCAAUUUUCCCAAUUUCUAAAAAUUUUAUUAGAAAAUUUUGAAACAGUGAAUUUUUUUUCUCUAAAAAUCUGAAAUUAAUUUAAUUUUCAGAAAAUUUGUUCAGAACCAAUUUUUUUGGUGGAAAAAUAAUUCACUGUUUCAGAAUUUUCAUAUGAAAUUUCGGGUUUCUAGACAACUUUGAUUAAUCUACGUAGUAAGAUUUUGAAAAAAUUUUUAAUAUAAGGGGUUUCUAGGCCACCAAACCUCGGCCAUGAUGAUUUUCCGGGUUUCUAGGCCACCAAAACUCGAUUUUUAGGGUUUCUAGGCCACGAAAACUCGGCCAGGAUGAUUUUCCGGGUUUCUAAGCCACGAAAACUCGGCCAGUAUGAUUUUUCGGGUUUCUAGGCCAUCAAAACUCGGCCAUGAUGAUUUUGCGGGUUUCUAGGCCAUUUAAACUGAAUUUUUUGGAUUUCUAGGCCGCCAAAACUCGGCCAUAUCGGUUUUUUUGACUAAUUUUAAUCUGGAUUUCCUUCCCAAACACACAAAAAAAUCCCUGAAUAUCCUAGUUAAACACACACACACACAAAACCGUAUAUUUUGUCGUCACAAAAUAAAUAAACAAAAAAAAACACACACAUUUCCGGAUGGUCUCUAUUAUUUCGUCACAUGCGGCGUUCAAAUAGUGUGUUUUUUUGUGUUGUCCGCGCGGCGCCGCGCGGAAAAUUCUUUAUUUGAUCAAAAAUCCCCCAAAGCCGCCCAUUUUCGGCCAUUUGUGUUAGUUGAUUUUGCCGCCUGAAAAUGCUGAAUUUGUACGAGGUAUGUUGGAACUUUUUAGAAAAUUUAGCCAUGGGGAACUCAAAAAAUAUCAGGUUACACAAAGGGCGAAAGUACGUUUUACGUUUUUUUUGUGUCUGUUACCUGAUGACUAAGAAUCCACGUCAUAGGCCUAGUUUAUGUUGUUUCUAUGGAAACCUUUCUCCCCUCUCCUCCCCUUUUCAUAAAAAAAAUUGAUUUUUUUGCUCAUUUUUUUUAUAAUAGAGCCCCAGGAGCUCGCAGCUUUUGCUCGAAAAUUGAGCAAAAUACUGUGUAUUCUGAGGAGUAUAUGAAAAGUUUCAAUUUGAUUGACGUGAGUUAGCGGCGGGGACGAGUUUUGGUGGCCUAGAAAUCCAAAAUCCCCUCUGGCCGAGUUUUGGUGGCCUAGAAAUGCAAUAGUGAUUUUUAUGAACAUUUUGAACCUGAAAAUGGUACGGAAAAAUUUGUCUUGAAAAUCGCGUGGCCGAGUUUUGGUGGCCUAUAAAUCCAAAAUUUGCAUUCUGAUGGCCUAGAAACCCCACGGUCGAGUUUUCAUGGCCUAGAAAUCCAAAUUUCGACCUCUUCGUCAUCAAAAAUCUAAGCCUAAGCCCUGAAAAUCCUCUUUUCUCCCCGAUUUUUGAUGAAAAAACAGACAAUUAAUAUUGAUCGGAUAAUCCUGCCUGCCCACAAUUUUUUCGAUUAAAAAUUGGCCAAAAAAGUAGAUUCCGAUGUUCCAAAUAUUUGUUCAGCUUUCGAUUUUUUUUCUCAGUUGUACUAAUUUGAUUAGACAAAUCUCCCCGGAGGCUAAAAUGAUAAGAAAAUCGAGAUUUUUCGGUCAUUUUUCCCCAAAAACCACAAUUUUUUGUUUCAGGAUUCGCCGAUGCGAUUACAAGGAAGUUCAGCGAGCUCAGCGUCAGUUGCGUCACGACUUUACGGAACGCGUUCGCGUCGCGACAGUUUGGGCGGCAGUUCGAGCGAGUCGGAUUUGAUUGCGUUCAGCGGCGAUUCGGACACGAUUAACGAGUUUAGCAGCCAGGUUGGUUAACAUGAGCAAUGUACUUAUUUUCUAUUCUGAAAAUAAUGCAAAAUUGUAUGGAAUCUAUAGACUUCCAAGCAAAAAAACAUGAAAUAUUUUUGGAAUUUUUUGAAACAGUAGAUUUUUUUUAGAAAAAAUCUAGCAAUUAAAUUUUUGCACUAAAAUUAUAUGGGUUACAAAAAAUCCAGCAAAUUCAAUGAAAUCAUGAAAUAUUUUUCAAAUUUUUGAAACAGUAGAUUUUUUUGAAAAUUUUUUUUCAAAGUUUAAUUUGACAAGUUUUUCAAAGGAAAAUUUGUGAUGUAGCGCUAAAAUUAGUUAACAUGAGCAAUGUAUUUUCUAUUCUGAAAAUAAUGCAAAAUUGUAUGGCAGUCACAACUGCCCAAGUAAAUUAGAAAAAACCAGGAAAUAUUUUCAAAAUUUUUGAAACAGUAGAUUUUUUUUGACAUUGGAAAAAUUCAGAAUUAGUAUAAUAUUUGUUUAAUAUGAGCAAAUUUUGUGCUGGAAUUUCAGCUUGGCUGAUUUUUGGCGCUAAAAAUACGUUUUAAAAUAACUGAAACUAUUUCAUGCAUCUCGCCCAGCAAAUUUUGAAAAUUCUAGAAAAAAGUUAUGAAUAUUUUGAAACAGUGAAUUUUUUAAUCAGGAAAAUUAACAGAAUUCCAUAUAAUAUGAGCAAUAGAUUUCUCGAACCCUGGCUGAAAAUGGUUUCAAAGAUGAACAAUUUAUCAAAUUUUGAAUAAUCAUCAAAAAUUUGAUAGAUUUUUUGAAACAGUAAAUUUUUUUUUGAAAAUCUGAAAUUAAUUUAAUUUUCAGAUAUUUUUUUUUGUUUAGAACCAUUUUUUUGGUAGAAAAAUAAUUCACUGUUUCAAAAUUUUCAUAUGAAAUUUGCAUUUUUUUUUAGAAUUACUAGUCAGUCAGUUUUGAAAUUGAUGUAUUAAUUUCACUGUUUCAGAAAAUAUUAUUGAUUUCAAAAUGAGCAAUGUUACUGUAAUUUCUAAAUAAACAUUGGAUCAAACCUCACCCAAGAACCUGGAGUAGUGCGUGAAAAAAUGCCCAGCUGGUUUUUUUUUCAAAAUUGCCCACCUAGCGCUCGCCAUGGCGAGCUUUUUCAAAAAAAAAAUUCGUUUUUUUUCAGUAAAAAUAGCAAAAGCUUCCUCAAAUCCCUCUCCCUCUAUGUCCCAUCCUAAUUUCCCUCGCGCCCCGGGUGGGACUCGAACCCACACCCUCCACGCCACGUGCGUUCAAGAGACGCACGUGUUCACCACUAGACCACCGCCCCUGUUGAGAACGAGGAGGCGAAUUUCCAAGACAACAAACACUUCUGUGCCACCUACUUUUCUUUUUAUUUCACAUUGUGAAAAAAAACUGAAUUUCAUUUUCAGCUUUUUCAGUAUUUAGAGUGAAUAUUUGCGUGUGGAAUUAACUAAGUAGCUUCCUAAGCCUAGUUCCCAGCUACAAAUAACAAUGGCCAGCUACUUUUUUGUUUAUAGGCCGAGAAAACCGAUGACCUGAUUUCUCUUAUAACGUUAGAGCAUUUUGGGUGAUUUCACACUUCAAACUUUUUGAGCUUUCGGAGUGAUUUUGAGCAAAAAGUUUGUUUUGGGACUAACAUUAUUUUUGCUUGUAGAUUCAUUUGAGCUUUUCAAAAUUUCUGAAAAAAUGAAUUUGACAUGAGUUAUCGAAAAUGGCCAGUAUUUUACUCCAGGUGAUAGGUUUGGAAAAAAUUGAAAAAGUUUGCAGGUGGGAGAAAAGUGAAACUAGCUGGGAAUCGACUUACUUUUUAAUAUUAAGAAACAAAACAUCAAACUUUUCCUAGGAAAAAAGUCAGAAAACCUGAAAAACUGAAUUUUUCGUAUUUUUUAGAUGUUUCCAGCUGGCCACCGGGAAAAUAAUAGUUGAAAUGAAUCUAAUUUCUGAAAAUUUUCAAAGAACAUCGUUGGAAGUAACAUUUUCUAACCAACAAGAGGAAAUUAUAGAAUUCAGUGAAAUUUUUUCGACGAAAAAUUCGAAAAAAACCUUCGAAAUUUUUAAAAAUUUUACCCACCUACAAAAAUUUUUUUCAGUUGCCCACCUGGGAUUCCAGGUAUUGGGUGAGGUUUGCAUUGGAUUUUGUGCAAAAUUUUCAGCUGGGUUUUGGCUCGAAAAAUACGUUUUAAAAUAAUUGAAGUCUUUAUCUCCCGUUGAGCGAAUUACGAAAAUACUUGAAAAAAAGUUAUGAACAUUUCGAAACAGUGAAUUUUUUUAUCAAGAAAAUUAACAAAAUUCCAUAUAAUAUGAGCAAUAGAUUUCUCAAAUCCUGGCUGAAAAUUGAUUUAAAAUUAAACCUAUCAUCAAAUUUUCAAUAAUAAUCAAAAUUGUUUAGAUUUUUUGAAACAGUAAUUUUUUUUUAAAUUAAAAAUGUGUUUUUUUUCGUUCUUGAUUUCACUAAAAGUACAAUAAUGAAAAUAACAAAAUUUUGAAAAAAAAUUGUUUCUUAUGAAAAGAUUGAAACAGUAAAUUUUGCAGAUGAAUCAAUUCUCCACCUUCACAAAACGGCUCUCCGAAUUGGAAGAGCGCAACCUGUCAAUGGCUGAUGAACGUUCAAGAAUCAAGACUGAAAAUGCAAUUCUAAAAGAUCGAAUACAUGUGCUCGAAGAGCAAAUAUCUGAAAAAGAAGACAGAUAUAAAGAUUUAUUGAAUGAUGAAAAAAGUCGAGGAAGUGAUUUGAUGACUAGAUUAAAAAGAGAAAAAGAAUUGGAAGCGGAAUCGUGGAAUUUGAAAUAUCAAAUGUUGGAAAAAGAUGUGCAAAAUGCGAAAAAAGAUGUUGAGCGAGCAAAUGAAGAAUCGAAACGGCUUAAAAAUGAGCUGGAAAAAACGCUGAAUAAAUUGGAAGAUAGUCAAAUGCUUAUCGAAGGAAUGGAAGAGGAACGGAUUGUUCUCGAACGACAAUUCAAAAAAUAUAAAGAGGAAGCUCAACAGGACAUUGAUUCGUCUAGUGAGAUGGUUGAAGUGUUGGCACAACAGACUGAGGAACUUCGGAAGAAGGUUGGUGGACCUGGAGCCAGAAGUGGAAGCGUUGUUGAGCAGAUGAGUGAUAUGGAGGAGGAGAUGGCUGCGUUGCGGCAGAAAGUGGAUGAGUUGAUGAGGGAGAAGGAGGAGAUGAAUGAUCAGUUGUUGGCGACUAGUGUUGAGCAUGGAAGGUGAGCUUUUGGGCCUACAGGAAACUUUUUUGGCUUUCCGGAAAGUUCUUAGGCCUUCCGGAAACCUUUUAGGCCUUCCAGAAACCUCUUAGGCUUUCCAGAAACCUUUUCGGCUUCCUGGAAACCUAUUAGGCUUUCCUGAAACCUUUUAGGCUUUUCGGAAACUUUUUAGCCUAUUCGGAAAUCUGUUAGGCCUUUCGGAAACAUUUUAGGCUUUCCGAAAAGCCUGAAGUGGCCUUUAGGCUUUCCGGUUUUCAAACAAAAAUAAUUCAAUUUUUUAUCAAUCGUAAACGGAAGACAAUCAAAAAAUGUACUGAAAACAAAUUUUGUGAAAAUUUUGAAACAGUGAAUUUUUCCUGCAGUGAAAAAUUUGUGGUUAGGGCUUUUUUUGGGCUCUUGAGCUAGAUUUCAGGAAAUGUAUGCUGAAAAAUCUUCGCAAUAUUUUUUUCAUUUUUUUUCCACAAUUUUGAAACAGUGAAUUUUUUAAGGUUGAAAGAAUAUCAAAAUCUAACAUUUUUCAACCAAAAAAUGCACUGUUUCAAAACUUUUUCAUGAAAAAUUCAAAUUAUUCUCAAAUAUUGCUAAUUCUACAUAUCUUUUUUCAGUCAAAAAAAUUUUACUGUUUCAAAAAAUCGACAAAAAAUAAAAUAUUAGUUUCAAAUUAAUUCCUUACCCGAAUCAUAAUGUCCAACCUAAAACUUUCACUGUUUCAAAAAAUUAUUAUGAAAUAAUCCUAGUUUUAUCAGAGUUAAUUCGAUAAACAUUCUUCUUCUUCUAUUAAAAAAAACCUAAAAUUAAUUUCAGGUCAAUAUAAUUUUCAAAAUUUGAUAAAAUUAUCAUAUUUACACUUUUCCCCAGGUCCUAAAAUCAUAAAAUAUUUUUUCUGAAAAUUUCACUGUUUCAAAAAAUAGAUAAUCAAAAUUCGGGCGUUAUCAAUACAUUAUUAUUUGAUUUAGAAAACUAUCAUAUUUGCAUUCAAAAUGCUCCAUUUUUCAUGAGCAAUUCAAUAAUCCCAAAUUUAAUUUAAUUUCAGAUCUCUUCUCGCCGAUGCUCCAUCUUUGGCCGACGAAUUGGCCGGCGGUGAUAGCGGCCAAUUGUUGGAUGCUCUUCGCGAGCAAGAAAUUUGCAAUCAAAAAUUGCGCGUGUACAUUAAUGGCAUUUUGAUGCGUGUCAUCGAACGACAUCCCGAAAUAUUGGAAAUCGCUGAAGAGGGGGUGAGUUUUGAUGGUUUUUAAAGCAAAAAAUUUUUAUGGAGAUUUAUAGAAAAUCGCUGUAUUGAAAGAAUAACAUUUUCGAAAAAAUAAGUGUGAAUUUUGAAACAGUGGAACAUUUUUUGGAGAAAAAUUAUUGAAAAUUCAUAAUUAUCAAUAGAGCGCACUUACUCAAAUUUCUAUUUUUAGCUUAAAAUUGCCACGUGGAAAAAAUUUUAUGGUGAUCAAUCAAAGGUGCAUAAUAAAAGAAUAACAUUUUCAAAAAAAAAUAUAUGUGAAUUUUGAAACAGUGAAAAUUUUUUUGGAGAAAAUUUUUUAAAAAUUCAUAAUUAUCAAUAGAGCGCACUUGCUCAUUUUAGCUUAAAAUUGCCACGUGGAAUUUUACCCUCAAAUAUCCACAAAAAAAAUUAAAUUUUCGAAAAUUUAUUAAAAAUUCGUAAUUAUCAAUAGAGCGCACUUGCUCAAAUUAUUGAUUUUUCAUCCAAAAAUUGCCACGUGGAAUUUUACCCUCAAAUAUCCACAAAAAAAAAUACAUUUUUGAAAAAUGUUAAAAAUUCAUAAUUAUAAAUAGAGCGCACUUGCUCAAAUUUCUUCAUUUUUCAUAAUUUUCAAGCCGAAAAUCGAUAAUUUUUGCAGGAAUCCAGUGGAAGUUGA